GUUCAAUAUUCCAAAACAUUUGGUAAUGGAUGUCACGUUUACCGAGCAAUACACAAAACGUGCAAUUAUGAAGAAGUACGCCGUAGAAGUGUACCCGUCAAAAUACAAAGUGAGUUCAGAUAUUCUCUCGUAUCGCCCGGGAUCUCCAUUCAUCGCAAACCUAAAAAUCACAUAUCUCAACGACGAGCUUGCCAAAAAUGUUACCUUGAGUGUUGCAGUUUAUGGCUUCAAUUCAACGAUAUUGCAUGAACAAAAUUACACAAGUGAUAUGGAGAGAUGAAGAGAUGUAUCUCCAUGUAAAGUUUCUAACCCGCGUCAAAUUUAACCGAAUGUUGAGGAUAAUGGUUACAUGCUCGCAUGGUAUGGACAUUCUCCAGUACUUCAUUAUUUCGAAAGGAAACAUCGUUGAUGUUGGCAUUUUUCGACCAAACCAAAUGACCAAAUAUCCAUUUCAAAUAUUGGUGUCGCAAAAGCUUAUUCCUAGGUCAAAUAUAGUUUUAGUAGCUUUUGUAAAUGGUCGACCCUUAACUACUGGCGCGGAUGUAAAGGUUAACGAUCUUGGAAACAAUCUCGAGAUUAAAAUUGAAGAAAACAUUGGUGAGGAUGGUGUUGACCCCGGGGACGAAAUUGAGUUAGCGAUCCGCGGUCGUCCCGGAUCGAUCGUGUUUCUGGCCGCAUAUGAUCAAGGUUUAAAGGAAUACAGUUACAAUCACGACAUCUUUCUUGAAGAUAUUUGGGAAAUGUUUUAUAUGUAUCGUCCAACUAGGUUGAUUGAUUUUGCUGACAUAGCGGCAACAGGAUUAGAUGCUGAGACUUUUAAUGUCACCAAUAUUGAAGGGCCGAGUGAGUAUGCUGCGCGUGGAAUAUAUCCGGAUGCCCCUCGCUUCGGUAUGCCUGGGCCCUAUAGAACUGAGUUUUGGGAGUCGUGGAUGUGGCAGAAUCUGACCAUUCCUUCUUCAGGACGCUUUGGGGUUUGCAAUUCACCCGGACUAUGGGCUGGCAAUCGUGAACAAACCGAUUCCGUUCUCGACGUUCAAAAUCUUCUACAUUUUGGAUCACUUGCCACAUUCCAUUAA
This is a messenger RNA of Anopheles darlingi, 1076 nucleotides long. RefSeq lists its product as uncharacterized. NCBI's taxonomy places the organism in Eukaryota, Metazoa, Arthropoda, Insecta, Diptera, Culicidae. The coding region runs from base 222 to 1076 and encodes 284 amino acids. The record is from RefSeq and is a predicted model, not a curated record. The transcript has 7 exons.